UCAAAUUUAUUUUGUUUGUCAAUAUUUGUGAAUCAACGUUUAUUCAAUGAAACGAAGCUCAGUAUAACAAUAUUGAAAGAAAAUACCACAAACAACAAUAAUUGGACAUUCGAUAGAAACAAAAGUCAAAAAUCAUGUCGAUGAUACCAAUGUUUCCUUCACUCAGACCAACAGUUGGAAGUAGUAUUUGCAUAGAUGCCGAUACACCAUGUGACGAGGAAUCUGAAUUACGGGAAAUUGAAAAGGAGCAUGUUGCAUGGCUUAAAUCAAUUCAACAAACUGCAUUCGAUCUUGCACCGUUUGGAAAAGUGCCACCAUCAGGCCCUGAUGGUGCUGAUACGGACGAUGAAGCUGGAAACGAUGACAGUGAAGAUUCAGAAAGUCGUGACGAAGAAGAGGAAGAAGAUGAAAUGGAUGCCAUCGAUGCAAAUCAAACGCCAAAUAUUAAUAGUGCUGCCACACUAGAUACAAUAGAUACAUCGUCACCAGAUAUUUUCAAUUAAUUAGUUUUAAUUUCUAUUAAGCCAUUAAAGAAGGAAAUAAUCUUGAAUUGGUAUGCACCUGUGGCUUUAUCUAUAACUUGCUCGUUAGUACAAUAAAAAACGGGUGCCCGUUGAGGUCGAUUAACUGAUAUAAAAUUAAGUUUGAUACCAUACGCCAAUUGUGGCUUUAAAAUAUAUUUGUGUCAUUGAGAUAGAAAAAAAUUAAAUUUACCAAGGAAAUAAAAAAGAAUAAUUGUA
Molecule: messenger RNA, 740 nt
Organism: Contarinia nasturtii (swede midge)
Lineage: Eukaryota; Metazoa; Arthropoda; Insecta; Diptera; Cecidomyiidae
Product: anaphase-promoting complex subunit 15
Exons: 3
Coding region: 135-503 (122 amino acids)
Biological process (GO): regulation of mitotic cell cycle spindle assembly checkpoint
Cellular component (GO): anaphase-promoting complex
Source: RefSeq, a predicted model, not a curated record